AAAGAAAUCUGCCAUAUACUUGUAAACAUGAACUUACCGCAAAGUGAAAGUGAAACACACCUACCCAGGCUAUUGUAAUUUUCAUCCCAUAUUAGAACAGAAAGGAAAAAUCUCUACGGCAGGAUAUCAAGCCUCAGUUUUGCGUGGAUUUAAGAUGGAGAAGUAAAAUGGUGAGGAAGAAAAUACUGCUGGUGUUUGAAAUUUGUGGAAGGAUGAUGUGGGAUGGAUAAACAACGACCAAACUCUGCUAUGGCCUCUAAUGAUCCUGAGCUUUCUGAGCCCUCUGCUGACCCUCAACCUGGUGACCUCAUUGAAAUAUUCAGACCAGCAUACCAGCACUGGGCUCUCUACCUGGGCGAUGGUUACAUCAUCAACUUAACUCCUGUUGAUGAGAGCCAGGCAGCCGCCAUGUCCAGCGUCAAGUCGGUGUUCAGCAGGAAGGCCGUGGUGCGCAUGCAGCUGCUGAAGGAGGUGGUGGGAAAUGAUUCGUACCGCAUCAACAACAAGUAUGACGACAACCACACGCCUUUGCCUGUCCGUGAGAUCAUCCAGCGAGCUGAAGUCCUCAUCGACCAGGAGGUGUCCUAUGACCUGCUGGGGAGCAACUGCGAGCACUUUGUGACCCUUCUACGCUACGGGGAAGGGGUUUCUGAGCAGGCUUCACGGGCCAUGGGGGCCAUCAGUCUGGUGACGGCAGCAGCCAGUGCCUUCUCUGUCCUGGGACUGAUCAACACACGGUCCAGAAACAGGCCUUUCUGAACACUGAGAUCUGCACUGGAGGCUGUUGUUCCCCAACAUUCAUGCAACUGUAAUAAAAGAAUGUGAAAACAAAAAA
Molecule: messenger RNA, 835 nt
Organism: Poecilia latipinna (sailfin molly)
Lineage: Eukaryota; Metazoa; Chordata; Actinopteri; Cyprinodontiformes; Poeciliidae
Gene: plaat1
Product: phospholipase A and acyltransferase 1
Exons: 6
Coding region: 223-759 (178 amino acids)
Biological process (GO): N-acylphosphatidylethanolamine metabolic process
Cellular component (GO): cytoplasm
Molecular function (GO): glycerophospholipid phospholipase A1 activity; A2-type glycerophospholipase activity
Source: RefSeq, a predicted model, not a curated record